GGCGUGUCGCCGUGACGUCAUCUUGCGUCGUCUGGACUUGUCUCCAGUCGCCUGCUCCGUCACUAGUUCGAAACGCGCACUUCUCACUGCAAGCUGCGAUACGCAGUUCUGACGUAGCCCAAAUAGAACAGGGUGUGUCGCGAAUUGGCCUCAGCCGAAGGCCGCGACUUGCCGGCGAAAUGUGCGGAAGGACUGCGUGUACUCUGGCCCCGGAUGAGGUGAGCCGAGCCUGCUCGUACAGAAACCGGCGCGGGCAGCGGAGGCAGCCUGGCUGGAGGGAGGGAGACGCGGACAAAUACCGACCGUCCUACAACAAGACCCCGCAGUCCACGAGCCCCGUGCUGCUCUCCCGCAGGCACUUGGACGAGAAUGCGCCCGUGGACGAGUGUGUUUUGGCUUCCAUGCGUUGGGGCCUGGUCCCUUCCUGGUUUAAGGAGACGGACCCGAGCAAGAUGCAGUACAGCACCAGCAACUGUCGCAGUGAGAACAUCCUGCAGAAAAAGACGUACAGGGAGCCUCUGCUGAAAGGACAACGCUGCGUCAUCCUCGCUGAUGGCUUCUAUGAGUGGAGGAGGCAGGAGAAAGAAAAGCAGCCGUUUUUCAUCUACUUCCCUCAGGCCCACAGCUGCCACGCGGAGAAACGAGAUCCCGUCAAUGAGUCGGCACAGGCAGGACAACCGUCAGAUGAGUGGACAGGCUGGCGGUUGUUGACCAUUGCAGGACUAUUUGACCGCUGGACAGCUCCAUCUGGUGGAGAGCCCCUCUAUAGCUACAGCGUCAUCACUGUGAACGCUUCCCCCAGCCUCCACAGCAUCCACGACAGGAUGCCGGCCGUCUUGGCCGGAGAAGAGGAAGUGAGGAGAUGGCUCGAUUUUGGGGAGGUGAAAUCUGGGGAUGCUCUGAAACUGCUCCAGUCAGAAGACAAAUUGACUUAUCAUCCCGUCUCGUCGCUUGUCAAUAAUUCUCGCAACAACUCUCCUGAAUGCCUUUAGCCUGUGGACCUGAACCAGAAAAAGGAGGCCGAACCGAGCGCCAGCGGCAAGAUGAUGAUGAGCUGGCUGGCGAGCGGCUCUACCAAGAGGAAGGACCCGGAGGCUCGCGACGCUCAGCAGACCGACGCAGACAAAAAAGACACUCCCCGCAUGUCGACGGGACUCCAGCGAUGGCUGCAGGGGCCCAAUAAAAAAACAAAAACCCAGUAAGGUCAACGUUUGUUAUUCUCCGUUUCAGCUUUCUCGUCGUCGUCACAUGUGAGCAUCUGCGCCUUCGGUGGUUUCACGUUCCAAUGGAAUUUCAUCAAUAAAUGCCUUGCUGAAUUGGA
Hippocampus comes (tiger tail seahorse) is the source of this 1321-nucleotide messenger RNA. RefSeq names its product 5-hydroxymethylcytosine binding, ES cell specific (gene hmces). The record is from RefSeq and is a predicted model, not a curated record. The transcript has 7 exons. NCBI's taxonomy places the organism in Eukaryota, Metazoa, Chordata, Actinopteri, Syngnathiformes, Syngnathidae. Gene Ontology annotation, molecular function: single-stranded DNA binding. Gene Ontology annotation, biological process: protein-DNA covalent cross-linking repair.